Salvia miltiorrhiza (redroot sage) is the source of this 1306-nucleotide messenger RNA. RefSeq lists its product as uncharacterized. Gene Ontology annotation, cellular component: cytoplasm. The record is from RefSeq and is a predicted model, not a curated record. Gene Ontology annotation, biological process: protein folding. Lineage: Eukaryota; Viridiplantae; Streptophyta; Magnoliopsida; Lamiales; Lamiaceae. The coding region runs from base 264 to 1010 and encodes 248 amino acids. The transcript is spliced from 5 exons.
CUUUGGUCCCCUCCCCCCAUUCACGCGGUCCGCUCCAAACCAGACGGCAGACACCACCGCUCCACGCAGCCGGCGCCUCCACUCGCGGCGAGCACGUCCGCCAGCUGCCCACGACGCAGCCGGCGCCUCCACUUCUACAUGCCCAUUUAUAUAAUCUAGAUUAACACUGUUAUUUUAUACUAUUAUUAUAGAUUAUAGAUGAUAAAUGUUCUGAAAAACGGUGAGGGAAUAAAGUGAGCGGGGAGUUGCGAAGAUCCACAUCAAUGGCGGAUUACCAUUUUGUGUACAAGGAUUUGGAAGGGGCUUCCACGCAAUGGGACGAUAUUCAGAGGAAACUCGGAAAUCUACCGGAGAAGGCACCGGUAUUCAAGCCGCCGUCUUUCACCCCGGCCGAGGACGAGGAUUCCAAGCCCAAGAAUAGGACCUGGAUCGAUGGCAAAACUGAGGAGGAGCUUGAAGAUCUCGAAGAUGAUCUCGACGAUGAUCGCUUCCUCGAGGAGUACAGGAAGAAAAGGUUGGUUGAGAUGAGGGAAGCAGCUAAGAUAGCAAAGUUUGGUUCCGUGAUUCCAAUUUCAGGAUCUGAUUUUGUCCGUGAAGUUUCACAAGCUCCUCAAGACGUUUGGGUUGUCGUGUUGCUCUACAAAGAUGGAUUCCCAGAGUGCAGGGUGCUUUUGCAAUGUCUUGAAGAUUUGGCGAAAAGAUACCCUGCAACAAAGUUCGUCAAAAUUAUAUCAACGGAGUGCAUUCCCAACUAUCCUGAUCGUAAUCUUCCCACUAUUCUGGUGUACAAUAAUAGUGCUGUUAAGGCAACUCACGUGGGGAUACAUAGUUUUGGGCGGAGGUGCACUUCUGAAAGUGUAGCCUUAGUUCUGUGUCAGUCGGAUCCCGUGCUCAAUGACGGGCAUGGUGGAGAGCAAUCGAGAGAUGCUGUUCUUGACGGGGUGAGGAAGAAGUUUCUGGAGAGGGUUGUUAGAGAGCGCGAAGAUGAUGAUGGAUCUUCAAGUGAUUGACUUACCAUCUUUAAAGUCAUAGUAGGUAAAUGUUUAAAAAAAGAGGCAUGCGCUCCAUUGCAUGGUAAGCCAAGACUUAUACUACUGUCGAGAUAGAAUUAGUCUGAGAUUACCCUAGAUUAAUUUUGUCAUAGAGGGUAAGCCGACUCGUAAUCUUUUCAUAUAUAAGUUAGUAAUACACGAGAAUUUUAAGAGUAAUAGUAGUUGGUAAGAUUAUGUACAAAAAAAAGUGAGAAUUUUAUAAACUAAUUUUUCCAUAUACAUAAAAUAUAUGUGAACGUAUUACGUUUAAAUAA